Messenger RNA from Anarrhichthys ocellatus (wolf-eel), 3493 nucleotides. Its product is annotated as choline kinase alpha-like. Gene Ontology annotation, molecular function: ethanolamine kinase activity; choline kinase activity. The transcript has 2 exons. NCBI's taxonomy places the organism in Eukaryota, Metazoa, Chordata, Actinopteri, Perciformes, Anarhichadidae. Gene Ontology annotation, cellular component: cytoplasm. Gene Ontology annotation, biological process: phosphatidylethanolamine biosynthetic process; CDP-choline pathway. The record is from RefSeq and is a predicted model, not a curated record. The coding region runs from base 288 to 740 and encodes 150 amino acids.
UCUACAUCCCUUGUAAAGCGGCGCGUCCUUCAUAGUUAAAUCAUACCUUUUCCAGUAAGCGGUGACUCCUACAUCCUGUCCCCGUAACCUCUCAACCACGCCAGAGAGACAGUUCGCAUUCUACCAACGAAAAAAGAAAGAAAAAAAGAAAUUCAUUCACAGAGACAAAAAAAAAUUUGUGGCCGACUCGACUGCGACACAAGCCAGAGGCUACACAUCCGUUUACUCGUUCAGUGGGGUGUUCAACUCAGAAUAUUUGCGUUUCAUUUCUUCUUUUAAGAACCAAAAUGAAAACCAAAUUUAUCAACGGGGUUUCCUCCUCCCCCUCCAUGUCGCUGGGUAUCCUGGUGACCGAGAACGCGCUGCAGGUCCAGCCCGACACCGAGGAGGACUGCAAGGAGCUGGACCGCCUCGACCAGCCCGACCUGGACACCCAGCGCAAGGCUUAUUUGUGGUGCAGAGAGUUCCUCCACGGAGCAUGGAAAAGCCUGGCCAAGGACGAGUUCCAUAUCACCAUCAUAAGGGGUGGUCUGAGCAACAAGCUCUUCCUGUGCAGCCUCCCCGACAGCCUGGACACUGUUGGGGACGAGCCCAGGAGCGUCCUGCUGCGCCUCUAUGGGGCCAUCUUGCAGGUGGGAGCCACAUCUCUUAUCAAUUGUUUAAACACUGUUGUUUUACUGCAGAAAAAGAGAGCAACAAGUAAGCCAGACUCUUCACGAGGAUGUGUUGCCGUGUCGUAAAAACUACUUUCCCUCAGUAGUUUGUAGAUAUUAGUCUAAUUGUUAAAGUUUAACUGCUUUAUUUAAUGAAAUUAAGUGCUGCUACAGACCAUUUCACAGUUGUAAAAAUGUGUCCCAGUUCAUUUCCUGCCGCGGUGUAUGUGAAUGACAUAGGCCGUCAGGAAGUAAACAUGGACACGGGCUAUUUGCCGAGCAAUGCAAUUGCAUUGAAACAGUCCACACGGCACACACACAUACAGCAGCAGAAAAGUAAGAACUGCACACUCCGGUAUUUUUUUUUAAACUUCCUGUAGAAAUGUUUGACUUUUAUCACAGAGAGGACUCAAGUAACUGGGGUCAACGGUCAAUAAGAGCUGAUAGUCACAGAAACAAACAAGAUAAAACAUACAACUGUGUGAUGUGUCUCCCCCAGACCUUGUUGUGUGUGAGUGUGUGGGUGUCUGCAGCUGAUAUGCUUAUGUGUGUAAGUGUGUGCGCGUGUUAGCCAUUGUUGUACAUGAUGAUGUACCCCCAUGGCUGUACAUGCAUGUGUUCUUUGCCGUAGGCUUCCCAAAGGAGCGUGCCCUCCUGGGUACUCUUGUUCCCAGGUGAACCCACCAAAAAACACGGUACAGUAUGAGAUCCCUGAAAUCUCAGCCUAAUACAAAGACGUAACACACACUGACUCAUGCAGCACAACACCCGGCUGGGAAGACACAGUAUGCAGGGAGCAACCCGAGCGCCGAAAACCCCUCUCUUGUCUGUCUCCUUUCUUCUUUAAAAAUAACUCGUAACUCCCAUUUAUCAAGAAGUCAGCUGAAUGUUUUUUAAGGGUGACUCGGCACAUUUUUUGCCGAGAAAAUUCAAGUGUGUGCGCAGUUUCACAAAAGCGGCUAGAUAAUGUAUCUCUUCUCAGCUCGGUGGUGUUAACACAGAGAGGUACAGGUGAUGUGGCUGGACUGUCCAGAGUUCAUGAUCCGGGUAUCAGAACUACAAAGAUAAGCCGCUUGAGUCAGCCUCACCUGCCGCGGCGCACUGAUUUCAUAUUGAGCGACAGGGGAUCAUGGGCUUCCGAGCAAAACGGCACAUACUAAUCUUCUGCACGCUGUUGGCUUCAUCCUGCCGCGAUACAUUAAAAAAAUAAAGACGAAACAAAAGACGCCGCGAUAUGGUCCUGUCCUGCUGCUCCCUCAGCCUUAAAAUUUGCCCAAUGAAUCCUGCAUUAGGUAUUAACUAAAGACCAUGUAAUAAAAGCCAACGGCAGCUUUUAUUGCCAGGGAUGUCUGAGAGAGAGCUAUAGUGCUGUGUCCUUCACCAAGGUAACUGUAGCCGUCUCCAUCAGGACAGUAGCACGUCUCAGGAAUUAGUCCUGUUUAAUCAAAAAAGCUAAUAUGAUUCAGGAGCUUUAUGUCACCAUCAGAGUACACCGCUACUAAUGAUUAAACAAAGCCUAAUUGCACUGGAAGCGACGUUUCUCAGCAAUGAAGAUAUGUGAAUAGCAUGUUGGAUGAUUGUAAUUAUAGAUAAAUAGAUAUAUUUUUACCCCCGGUUAUAAUAGACCCUUUUACAGCUGUUGCAAACAAAAAUGUGCGUUUACAUGCUGGCAACAGAAGUGGCAUUCUUCCCCAGCCAUCCAGACGAGUUAGUGAGCUUUAAACAUUGAAUUGAAACUGUCACCAGCACCAGAAGGUCUGGUUGGUGUAUGUUCGGUUGUAAGAAUCGACUCAAGUUCUACAGAAUUCCGUUAGGAUUGCGACCGUUUCAGAGCAACGGGUGUUUCAGAUUAACGAGUGGCUGUGUUAACUGGUGACUUUCAACAGAAUGCAUCUUUGGUUGCUCGUAGUAGAUAAAAAAACACAGAUUUUAAAAAUUGAUAAAGGACACUGUCAUGUUCUGUUGGUGUUUUCAACAGCCGGCGUUGCUACGACGCAUUCGGGUAAGUCACCAAUUAACACGGUCACAGGUUAAACCAAAACACUGGCAUCUAUGGCUGCUAGCUAUUAAACAUAUUGACGACCACUGGACUGUUUUUAUCACCCAUUUUUAAACUGAAUAAAGUCAAACCUCUGAGUCUUUGUCAUGAUGUUUGACAUUGUAGCUUGUAAUGACCCGACUUGCAGCUCGUAAUGACCCGACUUGCAGCUCGUAAUGACCCGACUUGCAGCUCGCAAUGUCUCGACUUGCAGCUCGCAAUGUCUCAACUUGCAGCUCGCAAUGACUCGUUGGUGUAAAGUUACAUGCUAGGUUUCUUUACCAAAUGCAUGUUUAUAUUGGGAUAUUAAAUAUUGGGCCACUAUUUAAUGUAUUCUACCCACUCACUAAUUGAACACGUAUCUGGAAAGUCCAUGUGUUUAGGUUACAUUCUCCAUUUUUGCUGGUUAAUGUUCUUAAAAGCUUGACAAGCUAUUGCACUCGCCGUACUUCCGUUGCCAAACUGUGUGCGCACACCUACAUUCGUCUGUAUUGUGUAAAAGGGUCUAUCCACAGUAAAAUGUCACAACCAAGAGCAGGUUUAGUAUUGAGCUGUAGAAUACAGGACCAUACAGAAGUUAUCUCCGAGGAGAUAACUAGGUUUGGAUGUUGACCGCUCAUGGACAGUUGACUGCUCAUGGACAGCUUCACAUGUAUUCACGGAUAGUUCUUUCCUUUUUCUUUUGUUGAUAGAUGUCCUGUAAUAAAGGGGAUUCCCGACAGUCAAACAAAGAAAAUCUCUUUCAAGUAAGUAACUGGUGAUGUGCUCCUCUGCCCGGAGUGCUGCACUGUGUCCAUCCUCU